This is a messenger RNA of Paraglomus brasilianum, 1449 nucleotides long. The record is from the annotation of a GenBank genome assembly. NCBI's taxonomy places the organism in Eukaryota, Fungi, Glomeromycota, Glomeromycetes, Paraglomerales, Paraglomeraceae.
AUGGAACCCGCCAGUUACGAACAGCAAUGGCUCCCUGAAGAGAGAAGAGCGCCCGCUAGCUCGGUAAGACCUCGUGGCAGUAGCAUCGAUGCACAUGGUCCGACUAAAGGAUCUCCGAACAUAGAAAGUGGUUCAACGUCUACGCCAAGAAAAAGCAUGAAAGAAAUGACUAAAGCAGAAAGAAGAGCACUUCAAGAGAAACAAAGAGCGGAAAAGGCGGCUAAAGCUGCUGCUUCAGCGACUACAUCAGCAAACAAAAAAGGUGGAUCAUCCGAUGCAACGGGACAGGAUUCCUCCCCAUUGACAAAGGCAAAGCCCAGAGACAAAGAGAAUAAAGGAAAAUCAUCAAUCGCCAAACUUGAUAAUAAUGAUUUCGGUUCCUCAAGUGGUUCUAAGCAAGUAGCCCUUCUUGCUCAUCUUGCUCAUCCCACUCGACCAUCGACUUCACCUCCCACAAUCGCCGAUAUACAUCCAGCCGUUCUGACACUUGGUUUGCUCUUUUCAGAACACAAGAUCACUGGAUCCAAUGCAAGAUGUGUAGCUACUUUGAGUGCAUUCAAGAAAGUAAUACAAGAAUAUCGCACACCAGAGGGUACUACAUUGAGUAGGCAUUUGCAGACUGUGUUGAAUUCGCAGAUUCAAUAUCUUGUUGAUUGCCGGAAUAUGAGUGUCAGUAUGGGGACUGCUAUUAGAUAUUUGAAAAUGGAGAUUAGUACAGUUGACAUAGAUCUCAGUGAUGAAGAGGCAAAAAUGCUGCUCUGUCAGAAGAUUGAUAACUUUAUACGAGAACGUAUAACAAUUGCAGAUAAGGCCAUAAUAGCCUACGGGUUGCAGAAAAUACAUAACGGAGAUAUUAUAUUAACAUACGCAAAGUCAUCCGUAGUAGAGGCUCUGAUAUUGGAGGCACAUAAAAUGGGAAUUCAAUUCAGUGUUGUUAUUCUGGACUCGAGGCCAAAAUUUGAAGGCAAAAAUCUUUUAAAAAAUCUUGUUACAGCCGGAAUAAAAUGCACAUACUGUUUGCUUCAUUCCUGCGGUUUUGCAUUCAGACAUGUUUCCAAAGUCUUCCUUGGUUGCCACGCAGUAUUAUCCAAUGGUGCUCUUUACUCGAGAGUAGGGACUGCCAUGGUUGCAAUGAUGGCUAAAGAUCUCAAUAUACCUGUAAUUGUAUGUUGUGAGACGUAUAAAUUUACUGACAGAGUACAGCUGGAUUCUUUUGUAUGGAACGAGGAAGGUGAUCCAUCAGAACUGGUGAAUAUAUCAGCCAAUCCAAUACCUAAACCCGGCCCACUCUCUUCCUGGCUUGGACAACCCGAUCUUAAGCUAUUGAACAUUCUUUAUGAUGUAACACCUUCAAAGUAUAUUACAAUGGUUAUUACAGAAGUUGGUAUGAUUCCAUGUACAAGUGUACCAGUCGUAUUACGCGAAUACAAGGCUAUGAUUCAAUUAUAG